Messenger RNA from Entrophospora sp. SA101, 204 nucleotides. The record is from the annotation of a GenBank genome assembly. NCBI's taxonomy places the organism in Eukaryota, Fungi, Glomeromycota, Glomeromycetes, Entrophosporales, Entrophosporaceae.
AUGGCAAUUAGCGAAUCUUUGUUGGAUGAAAACGAAGAGCUAAAUGGCCAAUAUUCCCUUGGCCUCGUACAAUGUGAAUUAUCUGGUACAAAUCUCUCACCUUCACUAGUUGCAUGUGCUGUUGCUUUAAAAAUCAGUGCUAUUGGUAAUCUUAGUCCUUCAGAAAUGGCCGAAAGAUUAUUUUUGAUAUAUAUCAAAAAAUGA